AUGGCGGCUCCCAUGAGCACCCAGAAUGGCCACGUACAGGAAUCUGUGAGGAAGUCAAAUGGAAGGAAUGAAACAGGGAAAGUCCAGAGGAAAAGUACUUUUCGGUGGACAGUAGGGCUGGUUCUACGGUUGUGUAUCUGGUAUACGUUUCUCAUGCCGUUCUUCCGGUGUCCUUCGCGCAUCGCGGAUUUGAAUGAUCAAUCUCCUCGGGUCUGCAAACCGUACCUACUUGCUCGAUCGCACCUGGAGCCCUAUGUCACUCCCUAUUACGAUACGUACGCUGCGCCCUACGUUGACCAAGCCCGUCCCUACGUGGAAGUCGUCAACCAGCAAGUCUAUAUCCCCGCCUCGAAGAUCGCCAAGUCGGGAUACGAGAAAUACGGCGCGCCUGCAUGGCAACAAGCUGAGGCAUAUGGCGCCGCGCAAUGGAAAGUUCAAGUGACUCCGCGUCUGGAGGCGGCUCAAGGCCAAGCGCAUCAACUUUACAUGGCCCAGGUUGAUCCGUAUGUGCAGCAGACCAUGGCGGUGGUAUCUCCCUACUACCAAAUGGCCAGCAGUGCUGCGCAGACGGCCUAUUGGGAUCAUUUUGUGCCUUUCUACACCCGGUCUCAACCCUUUAUUGGCAAGACAUACACCACAGGCCAGGAUAUUUUGGCGACCCACGUUAUGCCCGGCGCCCGCUAUACCUGGUCGUCCGUGGUUUAUUUCGCCAACAGUUCGCUGUGGCCGCAGAUCACUGGCCUCUACUCGGAGCAGGUUGAACCCCAACUUGUGAAGAUUGGACAGCGCCUCGCUAGCUACAGGGAAGGAAAGCGCUUGCGCGCCGUUGUUGAGGACAUGGAUAACACCCCGUCUGAAGAAUCCACUUCCUCAACCGUGCCCAGCACCAAAAUCGAACCCCUGACUUCGACUGCUACCACCGCGUUUACGACCGAAACACCUUCUGCAAAGCCCACUCUGUCUGCCGAGGAAGAAGCAAAGCAAGCUCGCGACCGAGUUGACUCGGAUCUUGAGAGAUGGCAAGUCAAAUUCGCAGCCGCCGCCGACAAGGGAAUCGAAGAUCUCGAGAAACGCAUCGAGGAAAUUGUGACUGCUCUUAUCACAGGCAGUGCCAAUAGCCAUGGUCAAAGCCUUUCUACUGCGCUUCAAGCCGUCGCUUCCGAAAAGCUCUCCGUCAUCAAGCAGCAUAUCAACGAUCUCGCGCAGUCCCUGCCAGAGGAAGAUUCCCCGGACGAAGAGAAAGCUGCUAGUGAACAACUUGUCAGCGAAAUCCGGAACUCUGCCAUUGCGGUCAGAGAUCGUGCUCAUACCCUUCGCGAAUGGGCCAUCUCGUUUGAUGACGAACUCGUUCGCCGAGUAGGCGCCGCUGUAAACUCAACCCUCGACGUUCUGGAUAACAUCCGCGACCUGGGCUUGCAAGAAAUCGGCAUGCGCUGGGCGUGGAUGGAUGGUGUCACUUACAAGGACUGGGCGCGAUACCACGCACUCAAGGCACAGCUCGAGGACUGGCGCAAUGAAAUCCGCAAGGUCGGCUUGAACCACAAGUCGGUUGCGGAGGCUGAAGCCGUGGUAAGCGAGCUCUUGGGUAGUGGUAUGGAGGUUGCGGAAGACACUGCCAAGGAGCUUAUUAGAUUGAAGGAUGUCGGAACCUGGAAGUUUGCUGCUCGUGAAGUAAGCGACAAUUUCGAUACCCGAACUGAAGCUCCUCCCCCGCGGCCCAAGCCUGCAGUUGAAGCUGAGGAGUCGGAAGAGAAUUCCGACGCCGAACAAGAUGAAAUUGUUGGCACUGCCUCAGAGACCCAUGGAGAGGACGGCGUUACAGACGAAGAACCGGCAUUAACCGAACACGAUGCCGAGACGGACUCUGCGCCAAGUUCAUCGAUUACUGGUACCGCUGCUGAGGAGGAAGAUGACGACGAGUCUAUCCUGAGUGAUGAGGCUCAGGAGAGUCAUCAUACCUCGUGGCCCGCAUUUGGCGUUGCUGCUGCGGAUGCCAACUCGCAGCAGGCACCCAUCCUAGAUGAAGAUGAGCAAGACCUGUUUGACAAAGUGGGAAGCAAGGCUGAAGAUGCUUACGCAGAAGCAAGCUCUGCUUUUGCCGACUCGACAGCCCAAGCUAAAAUCCUAUAUGACAUUGCGAAAUCUCAGCUUGUGGGCCAGAUGUCCCAAUCUAGUGUUCCUGUCCAUGCCCAGGUUCUCUCUUCCAUUGAAUCUGCCUACUCUGGAGCUGUGAAGUAUGCAACUGAAGAGUUUGAGUCGCGAAUUGACGCUGUUCGGGCUACGCCCACUCCCGUCGGUCCCUUGGCCCAAAUUUCUUCUGUUGCGUCGUCCAGGUUGAGUGAAGGGCUCAGUCUUGCGUCUCAGCAGCUGGCCCAGGUCAAGGGGACUGCACCUGCGACCAGCUCGGCCGCGCUUCAGCCUUUUGUUCUCGAUGCCCAACGCCGCUACUACGAGGCAGUUGGCCUCGCUCACGAUCACUACACUGCCUUUGUCUCCACGGCAUCCGAGGCAGUGUAUGGUACUCCGACGCCCACCCCGCCCCCUCGCAGCUUCCAGGACCUUGUCCAAGAAGCUGGAUCUCAAUAUGAGCAUGCUUCAUCCUUGGCCUCCGCCAGUCUUGCUGCAGUUGUUGCCUCGGCAAGCUCGGCGAUCUCCGCAGCGGACGAUGGCAGGUCGCAAAGCAUCAUCGACGACGCUUCUUCGAGAUACAGUGCUGCCCUCUCUGCCGCCUCUGCCUCCCUCUCUCUGGUAUCGGCAUCUGCUAGCUCCGCUAUCUAUGGUACCACCCCUGGUCCUUUGGAGUCCCUUUCCAGCCAGGCAUCUGAGAAUUGGGAAAGCCUCGUUUCCAAAGCUAGCGAGCAGGUCUACGGCACUCCCGUGCCGUAUCUGCAGCAGGUGGCUGAUAACCAGCUUUCGCAGUUCGCGGCAGUUCAGAAUGUUGUUUCUGAGCUUCUGGUCGGCAAGCAGCCCUCGUUUACGGAGAGCGUUAUGAGCAAGCUUCGUGUCGCUUAUGAGACCCCAUACCCUGCUGAAGCUCUGUCGUCUGCCUCUAGCUAUGUCAACGAGGCUUACGAGACAGCUUCAUCGGCUGCUAACGAGGCUUACGAGACAGCUUCAUCGGCUGCUAACGCAUAUGCUAGCAAUAUUCCCAGCGUGGAGGAUGUCAUGCAACACGCCAAUGACCAACUGCAUUCUGCCGUAAUGGCCGCAAGCAUUGGAAUCUACGGCACCCCCAAGGGUCCUUAUGAGAAAGCGACAGAUGCUGCAGCUGGCGCCUACUCUAGCGCGUCUGCACAGGUCAGCGGCGCCGUGUACGGGAAUGAGCCUGCGUAUGUCGACGUUGCCAAGGACGCUAUUGCAGACAUCCAAUCCAAGGCCAGCGCAGCUAUUUACGGCGAGGAGUCCGGUGCUGUCGAGAGUGCCACCAGCCGUCUUGCCGCUGCCGUCGAGAGCGCCCAGGCUCAAUUGGCCGACCUCGCCUCCAGCAUGAGCAGUGUUGCCUAUGAGGCAGCUGAGACCGCUGCCUCCCACAUGGACCAUGCGACAAGCAGCGUCAAGUCUGCGGCCUCUUCAGCAAAGGAUGAGCUUUGA
Messenger RNA from Penicillium cinerascens, 3591 nucleotides. RefSeq lists its product as uncharacterized. The transcript is spliced from 3 exons. Gene Ontology annotation, biological process: protein transport. NCBI's taxonomy places the organism in Eukaryota, Fungi, Ascomycota, Eurotiomycetes, Eurotiales, Aspergillaceae. The record is from RefSeq and is a predicted model, not a curated record. The coding region runs from base 1 to 3591 and encodes 1196 amino acids.